Molecule: messenger RNA, 1763 nt
Organism: Aegilops tauschii subsp. strangulata
Lineage: Eukaryota; Viridiplantae; Streptophyta; Magnoliopsida; Poales; Poaceae
Source: RefSeq, a predicted model, not a curated record
AUGGGCAGGGAAGGAGAAAAACAAAGCAGGAAAGAAAGAGGGAAGGAGAGGAUAAGGGCGGGCUGGCCUGCGCGCGUCAGCCAAAACCUUCCCAUCCCAUUCCCACCUCGGCUUCUCCUCUCCCACCUACACCGCCGCCGCCUCCGCACCGGGCGCGCGAUCCCUCCGGCCAGCGAGGGCUCCGGCACCGGCGAUCCGCUCCGCCAGCCUCUCCUCCCGUCGCCGUCGCGCCCCCUGAGCUCCAGGUCCCGCGAAGGCGUCCACAACCUCAAGCCGCAGCGCCGUCACCGCCGGGCCUCGUCUCGUCGCCCCUUCCAUCACCGAUGCAUCAGGAGAUAUGCUUCCAGGACCGCCAGCACCCCUUCUUAUGGGAUAUCCCUCUGUGCCGAGCGCGGCACCCUCAGCUACACCGUCAUCGUCCAUAGUAGCUCCCGUCCCCCUCGCCCAUCCUGGUCGCCAUUCUCUCGCCACAGCAGCAUCUCCCGGAGGGCCUCAUCAUUAGGAGAGUCUGACAGGAAGCGUGCGGCGGCGGCAGCUGUUCACGCUUCCCCGGGGGCCAGUGCUUCGUCUAGAAAGCAUGCAGAAGGUUUGGUGUUUGGGUUGAAGGUCCCUGUGCCAUCUGCGCCCUCUCUACCAGAGGUGGAGCUGGUGAUCUUGGGGUUGCUAUCACAACCCCCCGUGCUGUUGCAGCAGGGGAUGUUCUGCUGCAUCUGCGCCCAAGAAUUUGCACCUACCGAUAUGAUCCUGGCCCUUCCGGCGUGCUUGCAUAAAUUCCACGAGCGAUGCAUUAUCCCAUGGAUUCGUGGCCAUGCACCAUACUGUUGUCCGUUCUGCGAGGCUUCCAUCACCAUCCCCUGCCCUGACCCUGAAAAGACGCACAGCUCAGAUCACUAUGAUGUCAAGGCACAGACAGUGGUUGCGCCAGCACCGCCUGGAGAGGAGGUAGCAGGGGCUGUGGGGGUCUCUCGUGGGUGGCUGCGCUCUUCAGUGGACAGACUCUCAGGCAGCUGGAGGGGAUGCUCCAGCAGUCAUGCCACUGCAGUUGUAGUGCCGGUGUCCUCACGGCGUACCACGGGGAGCUGGAGAGUCAACAACUCUGACAAGGAGAACACAGAGGCUGUUGGUGGCUCUCGUGGGUGGCUGCACUCUUAUCUGGCUACACUCUCGAGUGCCUGGAGUGGACGCUCAGAGAGCCAUUCCACUACAAUGGUGUCAUCGGUGUCCUCAGGGUGCGCAACUGGAAGCCUGAGCCUGGUACUGAGUGGCUGCGGCAGUACUGAUUUGUGUUCCAGGAGCUGGGAUCCUGAGGCAGCUGUGCAGAAGACAUAGUUCUUUGAAUUUGAUCGUGCCAGAAAUCAGGCUGAAAUGCUGUCAUACCUACCAAGAAGUAGAAAAGAUGAAAAAAGAUAGAGAAAAGUCUGUGUAGGAUACAAGAAAUAUAUCAUGAAAAUAGCAUCAUAUCUCCGCAUCAGAAAAUAGAGAUAUCUGACAAAGGGUUCUGUCAACUGUAUGCCGUCCACGAAAAAUCAAAGGUAUAUAUAGGUGUGAUUGUGCCUGUUUUCCUCUGCAUUAACUUGGACUCUACCGUUGUUUGUACCCACCGCACGAUGAUUUUGUGUGGUUGCGAUGUUGCUAUUAGAACACAUUAAAAUGUUUUUUUGUAAAUGCUGCUUCAGUGAGUGUACUGUGUAACCAAGAAUAUCUCAUCCAUCCUGUUGAUAGCCAUUACUUUCCUGGUCGACGGUAUGGCUUUGAUAUGGUAA